This is a messenger RNA of Closterium sp. Naga37s-1, 1578 nucleotides long. NCBI's taxonomy places the organism in Eukaryota, Viridiplantae, Streptophyta, Zygnematophyceae, Desmidiales, Closteriaceae. The record is from the annotation of a GenBank genome assembly.
AUGGCAGGUCAUGAUGCGUGGCCAGCUGGUGCGCCUAACCGCAGCGGCCGGCCCGCGCGUGUUUGCAAUCGCGCGCUGACAGCGCACGCCUUCUCAUUGCGUGCGCAUCCCUUCCCCCUGCUUCCCUCGUGCAGCGGGCAAGCUGCGGGCAAGCUGGUGCGUCUAAGCGAGGCGGACGGCCCGAGCGCGGCGGUGCACAUCUGCGGCCGCGUGCUGCCGGCACGCCCCUUCUCAUUCGGGCAAGCUGGUGCGUCUAAGCGAGGCGGACGGCCUGAGCGUGGCGGUGCACAUCUGCGGCCGCGUGCUGCCGGCACGCCCCUUCUCAUUGUUCCCCUAUUCCCCCUCCACACCUCCCCUUGUGCAGCGGGCAAGCUGGUGCGCUUGAGCGAGGCGGACGGGCCCACGGGCAAGCAGGUUCGUCUAAGCGAGGCGGACGGGCCGAGCGUGGCGGUGCACAUCUGCGACCGCGUGCUUCCGUUCCUGGAGGCCAUGCAGGACGUCAGCGACGAGGCUGGGCUGCCCUCCACGGUGCAUGUGAUAAAGAACGAGGACACGGGGGCGGCCAUUUUGGAGGCAGCGUCGAAGCUGGAGGCCACUCACAUGGUGCUCGCCUCUUCUGCCGGCAAGGGUGCCAGCCAGUGGCACACCAUCAACGCGUGUUCAGACGAGACGAAACUGCCGCCCGGAGCAACGCUCUUCAUCAUUGAAGACGGCAAGAAGCUCAAAUCCAUCUCCUCGGGACAGCCCCCCGCCCCCACCACGGCGUUAGAAUGGACGAUCAGCGAGUUCAGCCGACGACAAGACAAAACCGUCUGCCUCUUGCUCACGCACGUCGUCACCGAGCUUCGCAACUCAGCGGGCAAGCAGGUUCGUCUAAGCGAGGCGGACGGGCCGAGCGUGGCGGUGCACAUCUGCGACCGCGUGCUUCCGUUCCUGGAGGCCAUGCAGGACGUCAGCGACGAGGCUGGGCUGCCCUCCACGGUGCAUGUGAUAAAGAACGAGGACACGGGGGCGGCCAUUUUGGAGGCAGCGUCGAAGCUGGAGGCCACUCACAUGGUGCUCGCCUCUUCUGCCGGCAAGGGUGCCAGCCAGCCGAGUGAAGCUGAGACAGCAGCUUCGAAGCUGGAGGCCACCCACGUGGUGCUCGCCUCCUCUGCCGGCAAGGGUGCCAGCCAGUGGCACACCAUCAACGCGUGUUCAGACGAGACGAAACUGCCGCCCGGAGCAACGCUCUUCAUCAUUGAAGACGGCAAGAAGCUCAAAUCCAUCUCCUCGGGACAGCCCCCCGCCCCCACCACGGCGGGCACAGCAGGGUAUGCCGCACCAGCCUACGAGCAGCAGCUGCCAGGCAUACAGGAGGGGGGCAGCGGCACACAGGAGCUUUCGAGGCUUCUCACAAUCUCCCGUCCUCCUCCAUUACUCCCUCACUCCCCCCACUCCUCCCCCUUCUUCCCUCUUCUCCCUUUCCUCUCAGGCAAGCACAGCUGCCAGGCAUACAGGAGGGGGAAGCGGCACACAUGCAUUUUCAAAUCGACUCAAACUCCCUUCCCCCCUUCUUUUGAGUCGACUCAAAAAUAG